Molecule: messenger RNA, 1573 nt
Organism: Ostrinia furnacalis (Asian corn borer)
Lineage: Eukaryota; Metazoa; Arthropoda; Insecta; Lepidoptera; Crambidae
Exons: 2
Coding region: 218-862 (214 amino acids)
Source: RefSeq, a predicted model, not a curated record
UGUUUGGUUACUGCUGGAGGCGCCGGAAGUAAACAACUUGAGUGCAAUCCCCGCCGCUGUCAGGUCGCAAGUGACUGCAGAGGAAAGUAAUUGGCCAGUGUGCGGCAGCCAGUCUCUCGCCUGAAGAGAAUGCGCCAUAUAAAAGGCUCUCAAUACUUACACUUGUCACUCGAACAUUUCUUUAAGGCGCCGUGGACGUACGCUCACCCACGACACAAUGGAAGUUCCGAAAUUAAUAAUAUUACUAUGCUGCACAUAUUACUGCGUAGCAUCGCACCACCAGUCCCACAUCAUUCCUGUAGAAGGCUACGAUACCGAACUGCAAGACCUUGGACAACAUGUAGAGAUACCUGAAACACCCGUGAAGGUGAUCAAAAUCACGAAAACCAUUGCUGUUAAAGUACCAGUGCCAUAUCCCGUGAAGGUACGAGAAAAGGUGCCUUAUCCUGUUCACGUGGCCAAACCUUACCCCGUGCCGGUCCCACAGAUAAUUAAGGUACCUCAUAUCGUUUCACCCAAAUCUGGACACCAGCACGAAGGUGGCGAUGAAGGCAAAGCUUACCAGGUCCAGGAAGAUUCGUGGUCGAACGGAGAAAACUCUUAUGCGCCUGAAGGACAUUCCUUCGAAGGGGCACACUCAAGACAGGGCCAAAAUUAUGGCGAAGAUUCUUACGGAGGCUCACCGAUAAGUCAUUAUGAUUCGCCAGCCAGCAGUUACUACGGACAUUCUGGCAAUUCAGACAGCAAUCUCGGGAAUGACUCUGAUGAGUCAAAGAGUUAUGAUCAAGCCAUAAAGGAAUACUUUAAUAAACAUCAGCCUAGCGGUGAUUCAGGCAGUUCCAACAGUUAUAACUACCACUGAGUAAAAUCUGUAGAUCCGUUGUCCUCUGUGUACCUGAGUCUAACUUAUAAUGCAUGUUAGACUGAAUUUAAGUUACCAAAACUUUAUGAAACAAAAACCGAUACCCAAUUGCUUUUUUGUUACUAGAUGUGUACUUAUGUAAUAUUGUUAAUUUUGUAUGUAAGUAAUGGUAAUUUAUUAAUAAAAGAUUGUUUAUAAAAUCUAUUUAUUUCCAACAUACACAUAAUUAUAUUUUUUUGAUUAUCACACCUUAACUAGAUACUCCAAAUAAACAUUUACUUAUUUCAAAUACAACUAAUAAAAGAUAUUCUCAAGAGACAUUUAAAAACGAAGUGCACCACUUCCACACUAUAAAUUUUGUAGUUUUUAUCUAUUACUUUCAUAGGUUACUUUUAGGUUUCCUUUUUUGCUUUUUGCAGAACUUUUGUUGUUUUUAUCAUUACAGAGUAUGGAGCUGAUUUAAAUUGGAAUAAAAUUAAUAACAGCAGUACAAUAAACGAAUAAUAUAAAAAACACAAAAAUGUAACAUUUAAAAUAAUUUGUAUAAUUUUGAAACUUAAGACUUAUAUAGGUACUUAAUUUUAUGCAUUAAACCUAACUUAUAUAAUAUGGGAACUAUUCAAGCAAUCACUAUAUCUACCUUUCGCCUGCGAUAGGUAAUUUUUUAUGGUCUUUGCCGAGACAUAUUAUAACGACGGUGGGUAUGUACUU